AUUUGAAUCACAUUAUACUUGUACUUGUACUCGACCGAGCUGGACGUGUACAGUUACAUUCUUAUAUCAGUCAUGGAUACAGUUAAUAAAUAUACAGCUAUUUACUGCACGUGAAUUACUGCACUGCUGAGCUACAGGCCUCCUCAUUGGACAGAAAAAGACAAAGGACCAUAACUUCAUACCGCAUCAUGGAACCCCAGCAUGAAUUAAAGGGUGCUAACAACGGCAGAUGCAGUCAGGACCAUUAGUUUAUCGUGCCCUUAAAAAUUCGAGACAAAACAUAGAGAAAACGAAGAACGCAAAAAGAGCAAUGUCAUCAGACACAGACAGACGUCAAGUUAUUUGGUGACAUCGAGAAAAUCAAUAUGAUAAAAAUGUAUAUAACGACUGCCUUAAUUAUUAUGUAGAUCACAGUGUUUAUUCUGUGAUCUACAUUUUACCAAAAGAUGGACGUUGACGCUUCAGGUACUGUCUUGUAUCGAAAUAUCAAAUGCUGUAACGGAGGAAAGGAUUCAUCAUUGGAAUGUAUCAAGAAAGCUUUUCAAUCACUUGGCUCGUCACCAGAAAACCACAGUCCUAAGACAUUAGAAGACGUAUUACACAUUAACGAAGCGAAACAAUCUUUUAGUUCUACUAAAUUAUUAACGUGUCCGGAACAUAAAAGAAGCGAUAGUUCUCCUAAAAACAAAUGUUAUCAAUACAAAGUAAUGCUUCAAAGAAUAAGAAGUUUGUUAGACGAAAUCAAAGCUAUAAGGAAAAAUGAAACGACCGGCAUAAUAUGUGAAUUCUGUAAGAGAUAUAAUAGCAUGGGUAAGUGUAAAAGAUGUGAAAUAUUAGCUAAUAGAAGUGGAUUAAAAGGAAAGGACAACGAUCCUCAACUGCAACGAUUUGUAAUUUGGCUAUCGAAGGUAAAGCAGUUUCUCUUCAGUAUCUUGGAGAGUGAAGCAACUCGUCAUAAAUUAUAUCAUCAAGAUUUAAGCGAGACAGAUGAACUAACUAAAUUAUUAAAUGAAUUGAAGUUGCCUCUUAAUGUGCGAGAACCUUACAUUAGGCACUUCUCAUCUACACACUUACUAGAGAAUUUGGCUGAAAGCAAUAAUAUACUCAAGGAGGUGGAAUUGAAAUUAAAAACCGAAAAGCAUCAUCAUGAAGCUGUUACUUCUAUGAGAGCGGUACCUUGUCCUAGCACAUGCAAGUAUUUUGUAGGUAAAAUAACUGAUUAUAACUUACAAAAAAAAGUAGAAAGUAAGCCUUUACCACAAGCUACAGCGAAAACGAAAAGUAAAUCUAAAGCACCAAAUGGUACUAAAAUGAAAGAUGAGUCGAAGGUUAAAGCAGAUUAUCACUUGGAAACAAAAGUGGAAAGGAUACACAAAAGUAGCGAAAAAGAUGACAAAUCGAAAAACGAUGCUGAAGAUAUGCUGAUGGCGUCUAUGUUAAAGUCACAACGAGAUAAAGACAAUACUCAAAAUAAGAAAGUACCUAAAAGUGAGAAACUACCAGCUAUUCCUGAGAUAGAAAAACUCCCAACUCCACAACGUAAAGCGUCUCUGAAGAUUGACUUAAAAGACUAUAUAGCUAUUUCUGAAAGUGUCAUAGAAUGUGACGUACGCAAUAUAGAACCAACAAAAAUGAUAAAAGGAAUAGAAGUCGUGCCCUUAGAGUCACGAUUAGAUCUCGAUACUGAAUCAAUAAAACCAAUGCUUUACAAAGUGAAACAAGAAUUUAUAAACAAAGAUAGCGAAAAGACUAGCGGAAGUAAUAUAACUUCAACGGGAACUACUACUAGUAAAUCAUCCAAACUUAAAAACAAAGUUGAUAUACCAGAUACAAAAUCUAGUAAGGGCAUUAUAAGUUAUCAGCUAUCAAACAGAGAAUUUAUAGAGAAAGGUUGGACGUUGCUGCCUACUACAAAGAUAAUGCGUAGGAUGAAUAUUUACAAAAUGGUGCCAUCAAGCCCUCAAUAUGAUUGGUUCAAGAACCAUCAGAACAAAGGAGUAAUUAUGUAUGAUACAGGUGAAAGGUUAGCUGAUAUUGAUGAUAAUGGUGACGGCAAAUGGUAUUACAAAAAUGGCAUGCUAGCACUGAAUUACUACAGUUUAAAAGAACCUAACUCGGGACAUAGAUAUAUUGUUUAUAGCUCUGGGGAAAAGGAUGAAUUUGGAAGAAAGUUCCCAGUUACAGUACUUGCUACUUUUGAUCACCUUGGCAAUGGCAUUGUUUACGACCACCACGGGAAUGUAAGGUUGAAGUAUAAUCAAUCUGAGGGUGUAAUAAUUGAUGCCAAAAUUGGAGCACCAGGAGUUUGGAAAUGGCACACACUAAACGAACCGCCAGUUUUACAGCGACAGUUUAUAGAUAAUUAUGAAAAAAGCGAUGCAUGUAUCGAGAAAUUACUCCGUAGAAAGGAUGCAGAUAAAAUGGAUUCUUUCAGCAAACACAAGAGGGAACCAGACCUAGACAUGAUCGCUAUUGAAUUGGAAAACAUAAUCAAGGAAAAAGCCAACAAGCUGCUGCAAGAGUUUAAGCCUUUUCAAAUAAAGACGAAAGCUCUUAAAAUUAAUGAACAGUUUUCGUUGAAAAUACUGGAUCAAUCGAAGAUAUAUCUUAUCUAUAGGGAUGGUCAGACUUAUAUGAAAUUGAAUCUUGGUAUGCUACUGUUGAGUAAUGAAAUUGUAGACACAGUUACUGCGGAGUUGUUUGAAGUAGCUACACCUUAUGACCACCAGCCCCCAAAAACACAGAGCAUAGCUGAUAUACAGAAUAUUUUAGAAAAAUCCAAAAAGUUCUGGAAAACCCCAUCUGGAAAUAACGAAAGGAAGACUUGACGAUUUCUCGUGUUAAUUGUUUUUUUUUUCGAUUUUACAUAAGUUUUCGUAGUUAAUUAGUUCGUUGUUACGAUUAUACUUUAAAUGAAUGUAAAGGUAUGUUUCUAAAAGCAUAAUUUAUUUUAGGUCAUAUUGUAUAAGUUUUUUUUACUAUUAGUUCUAUUUUAGGUGACAGGCGUUAAUUAAUUAUUUUUUGGCUUUUUAAUCAAAUGAGGCAAUGUCAGCACUAUGAUGCCUCUUACUAUCAAUAACCUUUCAGGAUCUUAAAAUUAUUUACUAGUUAAUUUAAAUAGAUAGUUUUGUAAUAAUAAUUGAAUUUAUAAUUGUCUUAUUUGUAGAUUAAAAACUGUGCUACUUA
Molecule: messenger RNA, 3186 nt
Organism: Chilo suppressalis (striped riceborer)
Lineage: Eukaryota; Metazoa; Arthropoda; Insecta; Lepidoptera; Crambidae
Source: the annotation of a GenBank genome assembly